CUAGCUUGGCCACAGGAAAGUUAGGAUAGCAUAUUUCUCAUUCAUUCACGAAUACUUAAUAAUUUGUGGGAAACGACAGAAUGACCGUUAUGAUUACUUCCAUAGUCCUUCAACUUUCCAAACCCUAUCAAACACAAGCUCUGACCUGAGGUCAGACAAGAUAGGCCAAAUGUGUGACAGCAACGUCAUUUACACCUUUCGUCCAAUCAGACGCGUCCUGUCGGUGUAAAAGCCACGCUCAUUAUCUCAGCAAUCUUAUUACCCAUCCAUCGUACUCAUCCGAGAACUACUUCGCUGUGUUUCCACGAGUUCCUCGCAAGUCUUCAGACUUUUAGUUGAAGCGAUGAAGAACUCAGAUGUAAACAAGUCAAAAUGCCUGAAACGAGUACUGAAACCAGUGAUUGAGAAGAAAAGAAGAGAUAGGAUAAAUCAGAAUUUGCACGAGCUGAGAGUUUUGUUGCUGAGAUGCACGGAAGACACGCGUUUGCAAAAUCCCAAACUGGAAAAGGCGGAGAUUCUAGACCUUGCCGUACAGUACCUGAGGAGGGAUACAGAAAAACAUUACAAAAGAAACGAAUCUGGGAGCCAACAUCCGCCUGAUGAAGAAGUCAACCCUGAAAUGUCAGUGUCAGGACUUCAACCACCCCAUGCACAGUUCAGCUCAGUCUACACGGCAGGCUUUCACCACUGCCUAACCAACGUCUCCAGCUUCAUGACUAACACAGGCUCCUCCGAAAUUGACCCUGAGGUCAGCAAGCUGAAGAUCUGCCUGGACGGUCACUUCACCCAUUCUGGCCAUCGGGGGCACGGAACAGAGGGACAGCUCCACACAAGCGAUGCACCAAAAGGCCCUUGUCCUGACUCCCCCCCUGUGUCUGCGCAGAUGACACCUCCUCACUCUCCCCUCCUCUCCCACUCCACCCCGGUAGCCCACUCCUCCAUCUCCCAUGAGCCAUCACUCUCACACAACGCGUCCCUCCAUUCUCUUGAGACCUCCAGACGCUCCCCCUCCUCCUCCUCUCCGGUCCCGACGUUUUGCUCCUUAAGCCGUAUUACACCCUUCCACUCCCCCUCUCCCAUCAGGAGGCAUUCUGUCGUUCCCAAUCAAACAAGCUCAACGUGGCGGCCGUGGAACUGACCGUUUUACACAGGUGACCAUAUAUAUGGACGGACGUGGAUUUUCAAAUCUGCCCUCACUCAAAAACAGACACCAGGAGGACAUGAGAUGCGGACGAGCCAGGAAUGAGCAUCUUAUGAAAGGAUCACUAUAGCCAUGUUAGCGCACAAUCCCUCGUGUGAGCGUAGGUGUCAGUCAGCACUGCAGGAGACUGAUCACUGUUUAACGGCUGCAGUUGUCUGUUUGAAAGACAUAUGAAUGGCCCUUCUGUGAGUGGCACACUUGUCAGAACAGAUGGGCCCUCUCCCUGUGUCCUUCUCCUUAAUCUUGUGACCAAGAUGGCACGUGUAUUGUGUAUAUAUAUAUAUGUAAAUAGAUAUAUUUAUAUAGGUAUAUUUUGUGAAAUAUUUAUGUUUUCUACCAUUUUCCUGAA
This is a messenger RNA of Sardina pilchardus (European sardine), 1550 nucleotides long. It is a transcript of the gene her11, whose product is annotated as hairy-related 11. Gene Ontology annotation, cellular component: nucleus. Gene Ontology annotation, biological process: regulation of transcription by RNA polymerase II; anterior/posterior pattern specification; regulation of neurogenesis. Gene Ontology annotation, molecular function: RNA polymerase II cis-regulatory region sequence-specific DNA binding; DNA-binding transcription factor activity, RNA polymerase II-specific; protein dimerization activity. The transcript is spliced from 4 exons. The record is from RefSeq and is a predicted model, not a curated record. NCBI's taxonomy places the organism in Eukaryota, Metazoa, Chordata, Actinopteri, Clupeiformes, Clupeidae. Bases 344 to 1138 code for a protein of 264 amino acids.